This is a messenger RNA of Cicer arietinum (chickpea), 1790 nucleotides long. RefSeq names its product sulfite exporter TauE/SafE family protein 3-like. Gene Ontology annotation, cellular component: membrane; Cul4A-RING E3 ubiquitin ligase complex. Lineage: Eukaryota; Viridiplantae; Streptophyta; Magnoliopsida; Fabales; Fabaceae. The record is from RefSeq and is a predicted model, not a curated record. Gene Ontology annotation, biological process: protein ubiquitination.
GAUAAUAGUUUAUUCUAAACAAAAUCUACUAGUCAAUAUAAAUGAUAUGAAGUAGAUUCACAUGAAAUCAAAUCAAUCUUAUAAUAAUAAUCCCAAAAAGUAAUCUCCAUGAGUAUUACUCCAUUUCUUCUCUCACAUUUGUGAACAAAAACUUACUUCUUUCUUUUCCCAUCCUUUGAACAAAUUGAAGGGUCAUGAGAAAUGUGGUUUUGUUUUCAUUCAUUCUUUUGUUGGUUCUCAUCAUCUUUUGUGCUAAUAGAACCCCCAAAAGUAAAGAGCCAUCAUCAUGGAUAAUAAAUGAAGCACAAUCUUUUUAUCACCAUGUCAAAUAUAAUAGUCAUUCAGGUUAUGAACAUAUUUGGCCAGAUAUGGAAUUUGGAUGGAACAUCAUUGUUGGUACCUUGAUUGGAAUAUUUGGAGCAGCAUUUGGAAGUGUAGGUGGAGUUGGUGGUGGAGGAAUCUUUGUUCCAAUGCUAAUCUUGAUUAUUGGAUUUGAUCCAAAAUCAGCAACUGCUAUUUCAAAAUGUAUGGUUACUGGUGCUGCAAUAUCAAGUGUAUUUUUCAAUUUGAAGCUAAGGCAUCCAACACUUGAUAUACCAAUGAUUGAUUAUGAUUUGGUGCUUCUUAAUGCACCAGUAAUAAUUCUUGGUAUUAGCAUAGGAGUUGUUAUAAGUGUAGUUUUUGCAGAUUGGAUGAUCACUGUUCUAUUAAUUAUUAUCUUCAUAGUGACAUCAAUGAAGGCUUUUUUAAAGGGUCUCGACACAUGGAAAAAGGAAACCAUAAUGAAAAAAGAAGCUAUCAAGCUUUUAGAGUCUACUGCCACAAGCAGUGGAGAAGUGGAAUAUAAAUUUCUUCCUAGUUGUCCAAAUGAUGGGCCACAAAAGGAAAUUUUACAAGGGACCAUUCUUAGCAACAUUCGUUGGAAGAAAUUUGGACUUUUAUGUUUUGUUUGGUUUGCAGUCCUUCUCUUACAAAUUACCAAGCAGAACUAUACAACAACAUGUUCAAUGACAUAUUGGAUACUUUCCUUAUUACAAAUACCAGUUACUGUAGGGGUUUCUAUGUACCAAGCAAUAGGGCUAUAUCAAGGGAAGAAGAUAACUGUUUCAAAACAAGAUCAUGGAACACAUUGGCCUUUGCAUCUUCUAAUUUUAUCACUCUGUUGUGCUUUGUUAGCUGGAAUUUUGGGUGGACUUCUUGGUGUAGGUAGUGGAUUUGUUAUGGGUCCUUUGUUUAUUGAAUUGGGAAUUGCUCCUCAGGUAGCAAGUGCCACAGCUACAUUAGGAAUGACAUUCACAGCAUCUAUAUCUGUUGUACAAUAUUACCUCUUGAACCGUUUUCCUGUUCCUUAUGCACUCUACCUUACCCUUGUGGCUACGGUUGCAGCAUACAUAGGACAAAAAAUCAUUGACAAGCUCAUCAAUAUUUUUCAAAGGGCUUCCUUGAUUAUCUUUGUCUUGUCUUUCACAAUACUUGUCAGUGCAAUUGCACUAGGUGGAGUAGGAAUAUCACACAUGAUUGAGAAGAUUCAGAGGAAUGAAUAUAUGGGAUUUGAGGACCUUUGUUACUAGCUAGUAGUAUAGUAGGAUGCAUAUAUAGAGAGUUUCAUGUAUUAAUUUUGCACGAUUUAGUGUUAUUGUAUGCCUUUGCCACACAUGAAGAGGACAAUAUUUUGUUCUAUUCAAUUUUCAAAGGUUGAAUGAAUUUUUAUUAAUGAAAACGAUAAAUAACAAAAAUGUAUAAGUUGUGUCAACUCAUACAGUACAUCUUAUUAUUACUUUCUGUGAGAA